UCUGGUACAAGUUGACCUCCAGCCAGUUCAAACUAGAGCUGGGUCCGAGGGGUCUGAGGGGUCUGGUACUUUCCUCUGGCACUUGAAGCCUCGAAAGGAAUGUCCGCUGGGAAGGACAUCGGAAACGUGGGCAAAGGCCGCCAUUUUUGGGUCCUCAUUUUGUUUUUGGGUCAUGCGAGUUGCUCUGUUUUCUUGAUUCUUGUCAACAAGACAAUUUCCAUGUCGUUUCCUUUCGCCUGGACCGUGGUUGCACUUCAGAACACUGGAACUAUCCUCUGUUCCACGUUUCUACACCUCUAUGGGAAGGUGAUACUGCGCCAACUCAAGCCACAUCAGGUCCUUCCACUGCUGAUAGAUGCCAUUUUGCUGGUAGUUGUGUUGUUGAGCAGCUUUAAGGCCUUGGAGGAAGUGAGUGUUCCGCUCUAUGUUGUCAUUCGGAAUACAGUUCCUUUUCUGACAGCCGUGUGCGAAAGAGUUGCACUCAAAAAGCCAAUGGACAUGAUGCUGAUACUGGCGCUCCUGAUAACCUUUCUUGGCACUGUCCUGUACUCAGUAACUGAUUUUACGAUUAGAUACAACGGAGCAAUCUAUGCGAUCUCCAAUGCCGUUCUUGUUGCCGGAAUGUGCACCUACGAGCGGUAUCUGAUGACUUCUGCAAAUCUCGGCAUGUCUGCCAUUGACAUCAAUUUCCAUCGGGUUGUGUUGUCAAUGCCGAUGAUUUUUGCACUGGGCUACUUCGAGGGUUUCCCGGGGACACUGCUGGACCUUGCAGCCCGGAGGUACGAAGCAGCAUUAGUUGCGUCCUCCGCUGUCGCAGCCUUCGGGAUUGGCACCCUGUUGUUGGCUCUGCAGGGUGAGGUGUCUGCCACAACCAUCCAGGUGGCCAAUGUCGCCUACAAAUGCGCUACAACCGUCGUGAGCAGAUUAACGCACCCCUCCGAGCUGACCGUCGCAGGAGUCAUUGGCUAUUGCAUAUGUACCAGCGGCGUUCUAACCUAUACUCUGACAAGAGGAAGAGCCGCCAAGAAGGACAAGUAGAAGUGAGGACACGGGGUUGAGCUGAGGUUAAGAAAGCCUCACCCACUUGUGGCGCUUAGUGUGAAAA
Messenger RNA from Cladocopium goreaui, 1105 nucleotides. NCBI's taxonomy places the organism in Eukaryota, Dinophyceae, Suessiales, Symbiodiniaceae. The record is from the annotation of a GenBank genome assembly.